AUGCUGCUCAGUAGUACCACAGCGAGCGUUGCAGCUGGAAGAACAAAGUGCGAGCCUUCCCAGACAGCUACGCCCACCGCAGCAUUGGGGCUCCUCGAGCUGGUCGCGCUUGGCACCGCCGAGCUGCUCGAAGUAAAUGAGCUGGCGCUGGUGGUGGUUGAGGUAGCAGAGCUGCUGGUGCUGCUUGUGGUGCUGCUGGUAGCAGAAGUUGUUGAAGAGGUGUCGGUGUUGACCGAGCUGAUGGAAAAUGAGAUGAGAGUGCCGAGGGUUACCGCUGCAUUGGUGCUCGAUGAGGAAGACGUUGAGCCGGAAGCGGAUGAUGCUGAGGAGAUGCGUGAGGUAAUGGGUGAGACCGUGCUGGCGAGCGACACGGAGCUUUGCGCGUGGACCGGGAGCAAGUUUGCAAUGCACAUGAUGACCAUGGCUACGAGAGCGAGGGUCUGCGUAGAAGGGUUUCGCACCAUGAUUGCUGAUUGUAGAUUUGCUGGGUGGACGAUGAGGAAUAUGUGA
This is a messenger RNA of Pseudozyma hubeiensis SY62, 510 nucleotides long. RefSeq lists its product as hypothetical. Lineage: Eukaryota; Fungi; Basidiomycota; Ustilaginomycetes; Ustilaginales; Ustilaginaceae. Bases 1 to 510 code for a protein of 169 amino acids. The record is from RefSeq and is a predicted model, not a curated record. The transcript has a single exon.